This is a messenger RNA of Thlaspi arvense, 876 nucleotides long. NCBI's taxonomy places the organism in Eukaryota, Viridiplantae, Streptophyta, Magnoliopsida, Brassicales, Brassicaceae. The record is from the annotation of a GenBank genome assembly.
AUGAAGAUUCAGUGUAACGUUUGCGAGGCGGCGGAAGCGGCGGUCUUAUGCUGCGCCGACGAGGCUGCGUUGUGUUGGGCGUGUGAUGAGAAAAUUCACGCCGCUAAUAAACUCGCCGGAAAACACCAGAGAGUCCCUCUCUCUGUCUCUUCCUCUUCCAUACCCAAAUGCGACAUUUGCCAGGAAGCUUCUGGAUUCUUCUUCUGUCUGCAAGACAGAGCGUUGCUAUGUAGGAAGUGUGAUGUUGCGAUCCAUACCGUGAAUCCUCAUGUUUCAGCUCACCAGCGAUAUCUUCUAACUGGAAUCAGAGUCGGUCUCGAAUCUACAGACGUUGGUCCCUCUACAAAGUCAUCACCAUCCAAUGAUGACAAAACCAUGGAGACAAAACCAUUUGCUGUACCUACAUCUGAGCCUCAAACCUUUGAUCAUCCUCAUCAUCAUCAGGUGGUUUUACCGGAAACUAAAGUCAGUGACCACAUUUCGACAAAGCUUCCUUUUGCUAGCAGCGGAUCAGCUACUGGAAGCAUUCCUCAGUGGCAGAUAGAGGAGAUUUUCGGGUUAACGGACUUUGAUCAGAGCUAUGAAUACAUGGAGAAUAACGGAUCAUCUAAGGCGGAUACUAGUAGACGAGGAGAUUCAGAUAGUUCUUCGAUGAUGAGAUCUGGAGAAGAAGAUGGAGAAGAUAACAAUAUCUGCUUGGGAGGUGAGGCAUCAUGGGCGGUUCCACAGAUCCAUUCCCCACCAACAGCUUCUGGUCUAAACUGGCCUAAACAGUUUCAGCACCACUCAGUGUUUGUUCCGGACAUAUCUUCUUCAACUCCUUAUACCGGUUCAUCCCCUAAGCAGAGAAUUGGGAAACGGCGGCGACGUUUCUAA